CAAAACUCCCAUUUUACCCUCGUUUACUGAUUGGAACCGAGUUGUGAGUACUCGAUUGCCAAUACCUGCCUUUGCCGGAACAAUGUUCGGCAUGGUGGUGAAAUGUUUUGCGACAAUUUGGUUCGCACGAAACAUAGCUUUUGCGGUUGGCGAAGGCGAAUGCAAGGAUGGAAAUUGUGGUGAAGUUGGUCCGGCUGCGGGUCGUGUGUUGUUGCAGCACAAGCAGAGUGUGGAGACUGUGAAGGAAGACCUUGGAGUUGGAGUCUUGGAGGAGAAACUUCGCGCCUUCAACAAGUUGACCCACAAACGUGUGGCCCGGCUCCAGCGGAAAGACGUGACGCAUCCCUCAGUGGCAGCUGCCUGGGUUGCCACAUCCUUCAGCGACUGCAUCGACUGCUCCACAGGUGCUGUGCACGUUCGUGAAGUGAAGUGCCUCCGCAUUUUCGAUGGUGCGGAUGUCUCCAGUUCCUUGUGUUCGGAAUAUCCCGAGCCAGCUACUUCGGUGCCAUGCGAGUGCCAAGUGCUGCCCUGCAAUCCGAACAUCACCAACCUGUGUCCCGCGAGCGCUCCUCCUGCUUGCCCGGCUGAAACCAACUUGGACGAUGACUUUAUUGAGUUGGGCUGCUUUGAGCGGCUGACAGGCCAUGAUGCACCAGGUGACGCGGCAUCGGUGUAUGAUUGGUCGUGCAUGAACCACACAGGAUCUCCCUGCAAGAGUGGCUUGCCAUUUUAUUCCAUGAGGUCCAAUGCCAUGACCCCGGUUCUAUGCUUUGAGUUCUGCAUUGGCAAGGGUUUGGACAUCUUCGGUCUCGUGGAGGGGGUGGAAUGUCGUUGCGGUGCGUCUGCCGUGAACAGCCACGACAACGGCCUCGACAUCAGCCAUUUGCAGUUCAACCCUGCCGCCCUCACGUUGCAUCUCAAUGACAUGACAGGCUGCCCUGUGAGAGCCUACCGUUAUGCAGGACACUACGAAGGUGGUGGUGUGCCGUACGGUUUGACUCAAAUCUUGGACACAGAUUCGAAUUAUGUGCGAUCCAUCAAAGCUGGUCGUAAGAUUGAGGAGUCCGAGGAUUCUCCCGCAGGGUAUCAGUUCAGCACGACAACACCUGAGGUCCUACUUCAGGGUGACAAGGAGGGCCAGGCCCCCGAAGGCUAUCAACGGAACUGUUGGCCCGACAACUGUGGACCCGGCCGCGGUCCGUGGCAGGACCGUCAAACCGCGCUUCCGCAAGGAGUCACGCUGCGGAGAUUUCAGGAGUACGUGGUGAUUCCGUACCACUUCGAAGAUGGCCUGGACAACACCCGGAAGGAGGCUUUCCGCCUCGCGGUGCAACGGUGGCACGCGAAGACGUGUAUUGCCCUGGUGGAGCAGGCUGCGGCCAGCAUCACGCGGCCAUACAUCAAGGUUGGAGAGUAUGACUCAGGCAGCUGCUGGUUGAGCGGCAUGGGAUGGCCUGGAUUUUGGGCCGGCAGUCCUUACUACAGCAAGAUCAACUUGGGCUGGUGCAAAGACACGUCGGCGUUGGGAAGUAUGGUCCAUGAGAUUGGGCAUGCCAUUGGCAUGAAUCAUGAGCAAAAGCGUGGUGAUGCGGCGCAGGAGUUCCAGGGGCAUGGCCCACAUUUGAUCAUGCACUGGGGGAAUAUUGAUGCCAGUUGGAAGAGUCAGUACCUACCUGACUUCAAGACCUACAUUGGCUCUACGAACCAAGGCGCCGACGAUGCAUUCUCCGGCUAUGCACCCUAUGACUAUGGCAGUAUCAUGCACUAUGGGCCAGGUGAUGCAUAUGACACAAACCCGCGAGAGCUGGAGAAUCUCAUGGGCAACCGCAAGCAUUUGACGACUGGAGAUAUCGAGCAGAUUUUGGAUGUAUACCAGUGCGUUGAGAUUCCAGACUAUGUGCCGCCCUUGCCCUGUGACUUCGAGCACUUCAGUAUGUGCUACUGGAGCAAUCUCGGUGAGAUUGGAUGGGGCAGCAAUUCCGGCGGAACACCCAGUUCCGGCACUGGGCCAGAUGCUGCAGCAAGUGGCACAGGCUACGUCUAUACGGAAGCAAGUGGUAGCGCGAAUCCUGACAAGGUGGCAAUUCUUCAGAGCCCAGCCCUGAACCCAAUGGAGACCUACACCCUGACCUUCCAAUAUCAUAUGAAGGGUGCAUCAAUGGGCAAACUGGGGGUUGAUGUGGAGGAAUCUGGUGCCUUCAAGAACCUUUGGGAGGUGUCCGGCCAGCAGGGUGAUGCAUGGCUUUCCAAGUCCCUCACCAUCUCUGGAGCUUCUGCGGUGCGUUUCGUGGGGGUCACUGGAUCUUCCUGGUCUAGUGACAUGGCCCUAGAUGCCAUAGACAUGGUGGCGACUGGUCCCACAACCUCAACCACCACGACCAUGACCACCACCACCACCACGACCACAACCACCACCACCACAACAACAACCACAACUACCACGACAACCACCACCGCGACCACAACUACCACAACUACCACUACGACCACCACCACCACAACGACCACCACCACGACCAUUCCAACCACGACUACGACCCCAUGGUCGUGCCGUGACACCUACGUACUACAGGCCUUGAGUCCGGAGGCUUCUUGUGCAGUUUGGUCCACCGACAGUAGCAAUGGUGCACUUGCAGGCGGCAAGAGCUUGGCUGCAGCGUGUCAAGAAUCCUUUGGCCAACAGCAAUGUGCCAAGACCUGCGGAUGUGGAGCACCUCUACACGCCCCCAAUGGCUGUGAUUUUGAGGGUAGCCUUUGCGGAUGGAAGAAUGUGGCCCCAGCAGCAUGGGUGCAGCACUCGCAAGGUACCAGCAGCCCGGGCACCGGUCCCAGCGCUGCCUUCGACGGGUCCAAGUACAUCUAUGUGGAAGCCAGCGAGCCAGCCCUGCCUGGAGAUCUCUUCAUUUUGGAAAGCCCUCCAUAUGCGAUGUCCAGUACUGCCUCCUUCAACAUCAGCUUCAUGUAUCACAUGUUCGGCUUGGGCAUGGGUGGGUUGCAUCUCAAAGCGAAGAAUGGCACCGGCAGUUGGGAGGACAUUUGGAGUGUAACAGGUGACCGCGGUGACCAGUGGCUCCCGGUGACCCUGACGGUGCCUCCAGGAUUCGAGACCUUGCGCUUCGAUGCCAUCGCAGGUGCUGACUGGCGGAGUGAUAUUGCCAUUGAUGCCGUCACGAUUCACACCAGCACGACAAGUACCACCACGACCACUACGCCCGGAUCGACGACUCCCCCGGCAAGUACAGGAAUCGAAGCAUGCGUUUGCGGUUUCGGCAACGGGUUGUGCAAUUGGACCAGCAGCGGCAGCCACCAAUGGGUUCGACACAGCGGCUCAACGACCAGUGGCGGCACGGGACCGUCUGGUGCUCAUCAGGGCAACUACUAUGUCUAUGUGGAGGCCAGCAGUCCGAACUACCCAGACAAGAUCUUUAUCAUGGAAAGUCCAACCUUCUCGGCGGGACCUUGGCCACGCGGACUCUACUUUGCCUACAGCAUGAAAGGCAGCGCCAUGGGCACUCUGACGCUCGAGUACACAGAUGGAGCAGGCUCGUGGACCCCGAUUUGGCAGAAGAGCGGAGACCAAGGAGAUGGCUGGUUCACUGAUGGCGCAGAGGUUCCAGGCAUUGCCGUGCAACUCCGCUUCAAGGCGGUGACAGGCAGCGGCUUCAGGAGCGAUUUUGCCCUCGACACCAUUACAGCCUCAGAGAGCGCGCCAACACCUCCUCCUCCGAUGCAAGCGUCUGCGGCAGGGACCUGCCUUUUCGAGCAUGACUUUUGCAACUGGCUGAAUGUUGGAGAGAAAGAUUGGACUCGGAACAGAGCUGGAACUCCUAGCGCCAACACUGGACCCAGCGGAGCCAAAGAAGGCCAUUACUACAUCUACACGGAAGCCAGUGGAUCGAACAAGAACAAGGUCUUUUCUCUGGAGACUCCGAGGUUUGUAGUAAACCCCACCAUGACUACACUGGUCAACUUCUGGUACCACAUGAAGGGCACUUCAAUGGGGUCUCUCACUUUGUCGUACAUGGACUCCGCGGACACCUGGCAUUCCCUCUUUUCUGUGACUGGCAGUCAGGGCGACGAUUGGCUUGUCGGUCAAGCUGUCCUGCCCCUGGACGCUGUCGCCCUCCAGCUGAAGGGUCAUACAGGAAAUGGCUGGUCCAGUGAUAUGGCUGUGGAUGAUAUCAAGGUGGUUGAGAUAUAGCAGCCUGGCAUGCCCAGCAAUCGCUACUGUUGAAGGCCUUACCAGUAGUAGUGCGUCCCCUUUUGGGCGUCUUCUGAUGGAGCGCAUUUGAACUCCUGGAAAA
Messenger RNA from Cladocopium goreaui, 4304 nucleotides. Lineage: Eukaryota; Dinophyceae; Suessiales; Symbiodiniaceae. The record is from the annotation of a GenBank genome assembly.